AUGGCUUUGGAAGAUCAGUUAAGAAGUUUGGAUCUUUCAAAUGAGUCUAAGCGCCAGGGUUCAAAAGAUGUGCUCCUAUACUUCAAGGAUAAUGAGACUCUUAAAUUAUCAACAAGCGAAUCCUUCAUGGAUUUGAGUGAAGUUGAAGCUGCUUUUCAAAGGCUUUUUAAAAUAAAUAAACUUAAUGAUUCUAAGAUUGAAGCUGCAAAUGAUAUAGAUACAGAAAUCAAAGCGCUUGUUGGUAAAGUUAAAUUGUCUCCUAUCAAUUAUAAAACUGCUGCUGAAGAUGAAGUUAAGAAUAAAGAACUAAAAGAUUUCUCACAAACAAUCGCUUUAUUAGCUGCAAAUUUUACUGUGAAUGAUUUCAUCAAAACUGAAAUUGACGAAUCUCUUAUUGAAAAAAUGACAAUGGUAUACAUUGAAAUAUUGAACUUGUUGAAAAAUUAUAAUUUUAGCUCCCCAAAUUUCUUACUUACAAGGGUUUCAUUAAUUAGUCCAUUAUUGAUCACAAUUUCUUUCUCAUACAAAUUAAGAAGUCCAACCAGUUCAUCUUUAAUGAAUAUACUUUCAAUUCUAUUUACUUAUUCAAUUAAAAACCCUGAUAUACUUCAAUCUGUGAUCAAGCUGUUUGCAAUUACUCCCACCACCAAUAUUGAAAUGUUUGAAGUCUUUAAUAAGCUUUGGGAAAGUACUUUAGAAAACUCUACUGGAAACCAGUUGAAUGAUAGACAAUUACCAGGACCUAUUUCAAUUUCAAAUAGGAUCAGUCAUCUCCAGGGUUAUGAAAUAUCCACUACAUUAUUGAAUACUAUUUUCCCAUAUUCUCAAAAUCAAUACAUUCGUCAAUUAUCGAGAAACACUUUGAAAAUUCAUUCAAUUUUAACAAAUAUCAAAGCAGGAAAUAAAAUUUCCAAACACUUAACAGAAUUAGUUAGUUUCACAUCUGAUAAUUGCACUGCUGAGACUUUAGCCAUCCUUUUACAAACUUUGAAUUUGCAAGAUACAUUUUUAGAUCUAUUUGGGGAUGAAAAUUUUACUAAUCAGUUAGGUUAUAUUUUUUCCAAAUUAUCACAGACAUCAAUUCCUAUUGGUAGGCAACCUUUGUUAAAUAAAUUACAAAAAAGCGUUUUGGAUAAAGAUAUUUUGAGCCCAUUUGAAACUUCACUUAAUAUGAGAUACAAGGUGUUAAUAGAAAUUAUCGACCACAACACAGCUAUUGAUUUUCAAAAAGAGGCUUCAUGGUCAAUAUCAUUGAUGAACUCCUUAUAUUUGAUCAAAAGUGAUUUCGAUUUGGUCAAGUCACACAUGGCGCUAUCUGAUCUUGGAUCAUCGUUAAGCUUACCUGCUAUUAUCAUCAAAGUUUCAUUUAUUUUAUCUGAUGCCAUUUUGAAAAUUGUCAACCCAUCAAGAGAAAUUUCAACUCAUUUAAAGCAGAAUAUAACAUUCAAUAAUUUACCACCUUUACCAAUCUCAGAUUUCUUAGACUUCUCAAAUGUUUUCAUAUCACAAUCACAGGUAAAUUUGGGAAAUUUGCAAAGACUUUUAGACUCAUUGCAUUAUUGUUCAUCAAUCUUGAAUGAUAUUCACAUGAAAUACAACGAGUUCAAGGAAUUCAUUCACCCUGUUCAAAACCUUGAGGGCAAAGACGAUGAUCUUGAAUUUCAAGCAACUGAUAAAUACUUGUUGUUGAAUUACAGCUCCUUAUUCUCUACAUUGACUCUUGCAGAUGAGUUAUCACAAAAGUCAAAAGGUUAUGGUGAUUUGGGUUAUUCAUCAGUAUUCUUUGAUCUCAGUUCAAUAGGCAAGACUUUACAACUCCAAGUCUUCAAAGUAUUUGAAAGCAUCUUCAAACUUUAUGACACAUUUGCAUUUUUCAAAUUAAUUAAAUUGAUCAUGAAGAUUAGUAUGAAUGACCUUGAGUUACAAAAAUUUUCUAUUAAGUUAUUGAAUCAUUUGGUCUUUCAUUCAGGCAAUGGUCUCAAAAUAAAGAUUGAAAACAAUGAGCUUAUAAUGAGACUCUUGACCCAAUUUGUUUCCUUAUGGAGUGAUAAUUCUAAUGAAUACAUUAGAUUUGAAAGAUUUUUGAAUAUCCCAACCACAACAUCUAAUGAUUCUGUGAUAUUUGAUACCAAAUACUAUUUAAAUGUAUUGGGUUAUGAUGAUCAUGAAAUUUUACCUAUGGCAUCACCAGCAACAGCAACAAGUACCCAUUCCUCUUCAGAUAGCUACAGCUUCACAAGUAAUAAUACUAAUAAUGGCUUCAAUAUUAGUAAUAACAGUCAAUCAAUCCCAACUCCAGGUACAUUGAACAAUAGCACAUUCACUAAACAACCAACUUUGCAAGACACUUCUUAUUUUAACAACCCAAAUUACAAUUAUAGCACCAAUCAACAAUUUAAUAACAAUAACAAUAACUUUAAUCAAUUUCAAAAUACAAACGGACCAUUAUCAACUGGCGCUAUGGACUACGGUUAUAGAACGAGCAACAUCAGAAAUGUUCAGUCUUUCAUCCCACAAACUUUCGUUGGUCAAAAUCAAAAUAUCAGAUCCCAAUCCGUCCAUGUUGAUCAAUAUAGUAAUUUUGAAUGA
Messenger RNA from Hansenula ciferrii, 2589 nucleotides. It is a transcript of the gene VIR1, whose product is annotated as Vir1p. The record is from RefSeq and is a predicted model, not a curated record. The coding region runs from base 1 to 2589 and encodes 862 amino acids. The transcript has a single exon. NCBI's taxonomy places the organism in Eukaryota, Fungi, Ascomycota, Saccharomycetes, Phaffomycetales, Wickerhamomycetaceae.